UUCAAAUCCUUCUCCCAUUCAAAAAACCAGCAGCCCCGACGCCGACCCCUCGCUGCGUCGCUGCCGGGACGUCGCCCCUCACUCCCUCCCUGUGUCGCUGCCUCUCCCUCCCUGCGUCGCCGCCGGCCCGCCGCCGCUCCCUCCCUGGGUCACCACAUCUCAAUCCCUCCCUCCAGCUGCUCAUCUUCAGUCGAGCUCAAUCCCUCCCUCCAGCUCCUCAUCUUCAAUCGAGCUCAAUACCUGCCUCCAGCUGCUCAUCCUCAAGCUACAUCAGGACUCCAGCCGGCGAGCAUCCGCCGCUGCAUCAGAGAGAGGACAAGCUGCUCAUCCUCAAUUGACCGCAAGCUACCCGUCACAUCAAGUGACCCCGCGCAGCGGUGGCGGCAGUAGCACCUCGAGGCUGGCGGCAUCCUUCACUCACCGACACUACCAGUCAGGAGGCAGAUGGAGCUGCUCAAAGACCAGAAACAGAGAAUGUUGAAUGAGUUACAUGGAGCAGUUCUGCAAGCACAAGCUGUGAGGAAAGAAGAUGGAUAGCUAGAUGAACUGUGCUGCUGGUAGUUGUUUGAUAUGAAUAAAAUAUGGGAGAGUUGAAUAUAGGAGAGCGCCAAUCGAUCUACUACAGGAGUGAUAUGGUGAACUGCUGUGAGAAUUGCUUCUCGUGCGCAUCUCUUACGUUUCAACUUGUCAUGAUAUGCUUGUCAAAUAUUGGUUUAUGGCUGAUUGCCGAUUGCCAUGGUCGCACCAAUGCUUUGCUGCUGCUGUCCAGGUCCAGGUAGCAACAUACUUCCAGCCUCUGGUCAGUUGUUUGACGCAUCGAGAAUCAUGAGAUUGCCAUGUCCAAGAUGCCAAGUGUUUCAGGUUAGAAAGGGAUUGCUCAAGGAUGAUAUGCCUUAUCAGAAGUUUGCAUUGUACCACCGUUGGCUCCAUGUUGUGAGCGUCAGUUAAAACAUGCUGCAGAUGUACAAAUGUACAAUGUUCAGGUUGACCCAGAAUCCAGUUUAGUCAUAGCUGAAUGAAAUUUGAGCCUACAAUUGCUACGAUACUAUAUUUCCUUUUUUAGUUCAUAAAGAAAUAGCACUUUGAUAUCAUAAUGAGGCUAGCAAGCUUAGUUUGGAAAGCGGUGCGCCUUAUUUUGAAUACCUUGUAGGCCUUGGUGAUUGCAAGAUUAUAGUGAUUAUUAAUGUAGUAAAAUUUUCAUUAUGGAAGCAAUUUUCUUAGCAACUCGAAAACAUGGCAGUAGUUGAAGGCUGCUGAACUUUUGUUGCUAUGUACCAUGAUAUAUAUUUUUAAAAAAAAAGAUAAACUACAGUUCUUAAUUAAGGGUCUCAAUCUAGAGCCAAAAAAGCAUGAGACAUUGCCUAUUUUUCAUUAGAAAUUAGGGAUCUGACAUUAGUGACACGGAUUUGUGCCCGUAGGGUUAGAUAAUAUGCUAAGCCAAUUCUUAACUAUACUUCACUGCGGCGUACCGAUAUCAACUGCUCAACAGCACGCCCUAGGGUUAACGAUCCCCGCUUAACGCUCGUCAAAUCAAAUUGUCAUUUCAGGAUAUGAUGAAUUUUACAUUUAUUUUGUCCGUAGCAAAGCACAGGCACAGACCUAGUUCGAAAGAAGAAUGCUGAGCUCUUUCUGAAGUUUUAAGUGAAGAAGUUUCUGGCCGUGAAGUCAUGUGUGUGGACGUGUCUUGUGCCUGCUCUCUUACUCUCGGUCAGGAACAUGUGGCUCCAGCCCCUCCAGCUCUCGAAACAUGAAACUCUCGCCGGAAGUCACAUAUGGCGCCGGUUCCCUCACGCCCUGUCCAAAAAAUAACCUGCCGCCGCGGCGCCGCCAUGGCACUUGCCACCUCCAUCUCUUCUCCUCAGCUCCGCCACUGCUCCUCCUCCGUUCCACCUCCACGGCGUCGUCCAUGGCGACGCCUCCGUCCCGCGGCUGCCGUGGCCGCCUCGGCAACGGCAACGCCGCCGUCGGAGGGGAACAUCGUCAUCGUGGGCGCGGGCGUCGCGGGCCUGGCCACCGCGCUCGCCCUGCGCCGACUCGGCGUGGGCGCGGCCGUGCUGGAGCAGGGCGAGGCCCUGCGCGCGGGCGGCACGUCGCUGACGCUGUUCAAGAACGGGUGGCGCGUGCUGGACGCCGUCGGCGUCGCCGACGAGCUCCGCGCCAAGUACCUCCGCAUCCAGGGGAUGAGGAUGCGGUCGCCGGCGGCGGGCGGGCGGGACUUGCGCGAGUUCUCCUUCGAGGAAGAAGCCCCCGGGCAGGAAGUGCGAGCGGUGGAAAGAAGAGUGCUUCUCGAGACCCUUGCUUCUAAGCUGCCACCAGGCACGAUAUCAUUCUCAUCGAAACUGAAAUCAAUUGCAGAGCAAGGGCCUGAUGGCACCCUGCUGGAACUCGAGGAUGGGAGACAAAUUCUCUCCAAGAUUGUGAUCGGCUGCGACGGCGUGAACUCGCCGAUCGCGAGGUGGAUGGGCUUCUCGGAGCCCCGGUACGUCGGGCACAUGGCGUUCCGGGGGCUCGCGGAGUACGCCGACGGCCAGCCGUUCGAGCCCAAGGUGAACUACAUCUACGGCCGAGGGGUCCGUGCCGGCUUUGUCCCCGUCUCCCCUACCAAAGUCUACUGGUUCAUCUGCUUCAACAGACAAGAUCCAGGGCCAAAGAUCACGGACCCGGUGGCGCUCAAGAGCGAGGCGCUGGAGCUCGUCCGCGGCUGGCCGUCGGACCUCCUGGCCGUGAUGCGCAGCACGCCCGAGGGCGCCGUGGUGCGGACGCCGCUCGUGGACCGGUGGCUCUGGCCGGGCCUGGCGCCGGGCGCGUCGUCGAGGGGCGGCCGCGUGGUGCUGGCCGGCGACGCGUGGCACCCCAUGACGCCCAACCUCGGCCAGGGCGCCUGCUGCGCGCUCGAGGACGCCGUCGUCCUGGCGCGCCGCCUCGCGCCCGCCGCCGCGGGCGGCGGCGCGGGCGCCGGCGUCGUCGAGGCGGCGAUGCGCGCGUACGAGACGGAGCGGUGGGCGCGCGUGUUCCCGCUGACGGCGCGCGCGGGGCUGGUGGGCGCGCUGGUGCAGUGGGAGAACCCCGCGGUGUGCGCGGCGCGCGACGGCGUGGUGAUCCCGAGGCUCGUCAGGCUGGGCCCCUUCCUGGAGCACACCAACUUCGAGUGCGACCUGAUCGAGCCGGCGCCGCAGUCGCCGUGAUCGAAAGCCUACACUGUAUAGAUCAGUGUCCGACUCCUUACAGCAUUUUUACUGCUCACUGAUACAUAGUGUAAUCGUUGGCUCAAAGAUUAGUGUAUAGCAAAUGUAUAAGGUCUAAGCAACUGAAUUAUGUUUUUUUUACGGAAGAAAGUUAAACGACAAAUAAGUGGUUUAGGGAGAA
Molecule: messenger RNA, 3366 nt
Organism: Setaria italica (foxtail millet)
Lineage: Eukaryota; Viridiplantae; Streptophyta; Magnoliopsida; Poales; Poaceae
Product: monooxygenase 3-like
Exons: 10
Coding region: 1773-3185 (470 amino acids)
Molecular function (GO): FAD binding
Source: RefSeq, a predicted model, not a curated record